This is a messenger RNA of Nymphaea colorata (pocket water lily), 2280 nucleotides long. RefSeq names its product probable pectin methyltransferase QUA3. The transcript has 7 exons. The record is from RefSeq and is a predicted model, not a curated record. Gene Ontology annotation, molecular function: methyltransferase activity. Bases 237 to 2012 code for a protein of 591 amino acids. Gene Ontology annotation, cellular component: trans-Golgi network; endosome; cytoplasm. NCBI's taxonomy places the organism in Eukaryota, Viridiplantae, Streptophyta, Magnoliopsida, Nymphaeales, Nymphaeaceae.
AUGGCAGCAAUGCAAUGCAGAAGCUUGAGUUACAAGUUCAACAGUUUGCUAGGAGGAUAUUGAUUUUCCACUCUAGGAAGAUCAAAGGAGCAAAACGACAACGCUCUCUCAUCUCGCACGCUUCACUGGACGCUCUGUCUCGGCCAUCGACUAGGAAGUACACCGGUUUCCGGCGAGAUUCCGGUUAGAUCCGACGGAUGAGAGAGAUCUCAAGUGAGGUUUGAGAGGAAGGCGAGAUGGGACACACGAAUCCGACCUCGAAGAAGCACGGGAGCCGGUGGAAAUUCCUCGACCUCGUCUCGUUAGCCUUCUUCGUGGCCGUGGGGGUGUUCUUCCUCCUGGUGUUCACUAGGCUCGGCGACUCACUCGCCGCGUCCGGCCGGCAGGCGCUUGCGCUGUCCGCGACGGACGCACGGCAGAGGGCGAGGCUCGUCGCGCUCGUGGAGGAAGGGCAGCCGUUGGAGGCCUGCCCGGCUGACGCCGUGGACCACAUGCCCUGCGAGGACCCCCGCAGGAACAGCCAGCUCAGCCGCGAACGCAACUUCUACCGCGAGCGUCACUGCCCCAUGCCAGAGGAAUCUCCGCUCUGCCUCAUUCCUCCGCCUUCUGGCUACCAGAUCCCCGUCCCCUGGCCGGAUAGUUUGUAUAAGAUAUGGCACAGUAACAUGCCUUACAAUAAAAUUGCUGAUAGAAAGGGCCAUCAAGGCUGGAUGAAAGAAGAUGGACCAUAUUUUGUCUUUCCAGGUGGAGGCACGAUGUUCCCAGAUGGUGCUGUAUCAUAUAUUGAAAAACUAGGCCAGUACGUACCUAUUGGUAAACAUACAAUUAGAACAGCUCUGGAUAUGGGUUGUGGGGUUGCUAGUUUUGGAGGAUUCUUGCUUAGUAAAGAAAUAUUGACUCUUUCAUUUGCUCCAAGAGAUUCUCACAAGUCUCAGAUACAAUUUGCUUUGGAAAGAGGAAUACCAACAUUUGUUGCAAUGCUUGGUACUCGUCGCUUGCCAUUCCCUGCAUAUGCAUUUGACUUGGUUCACUGUUCCCGAUGCCUUAUCCCCUUUACUGCAUACAAUGGGACAUACUUUGUUGAGGUGGAUCGCCUGCUUCGACCUGGAGGAUAUCUGGUUAUUUCUGGUCCUCCUGUACAGUGGGCUAAACAGGAUAAGGAGUGGGCAGACCUUCAGGCUGUGGCGCGUGCAUUGUGUUAUGAAUUGAUUGUUGUGGAAGGGAACACUGCAAUAUGGAAAAAGCCUGUGGGAGAUUCCUGUUUGCCUAACCAAAAUGAGUUUGGGCUUGAUUUAUGCAGUGAAGCUGCUAACCCAAGUUAUGCUUGGUAUGUCGAACUGGAAAAUUGUGUCAGCAGAUUGACAAAUAUGGAAGGAGAUUAUGCAGUUGAAUCCCUUCCAACAUGGCCCCUUAGAUUAAAUAAACCAUCUCCACGUGUUGCUCUCACGAGUAGAGCUGGUCUCUUUGAGGCUGACACAAAGCGGUGGGUCAGGCGGGUUGCAUACUACAAGUCUUUAGGCUUGAAGCUUGGAACUCCAAAAGUCCGCAAUGUUAUGGACAUGAAUGCAUUUUUUGGGGGCUUUGCAGCUGCCAUUAUCUCAGAUCCUGUUUGGGUCAUGAAUAUUGUUCCUUCCCAUAGCCAUUCCACACUGGGUGUAAUUUUUGACAGAGGUCUUGUGGGUGUCUAUCAUGAUUGGUGUGAAGCAUUUUCUACCUACCCUCGGACCUAUGAUGUUAUUCAUGUGGUGAAUAUUGAUUCUUUGAUAAGAGAUACAAGAACAGGAAAUUACAGAUGCAAUCUUGUUGAUCUCAUGGUGGAGAUGGAUCGAAUUCUGCGGCCAGAAGGGACUGUUAUUGUGCGUGAUUCACCAGACAUGAUCAAGAAGGUAGCUCGGAUAUCUGGUGGUAUAAGAUGGACUUCAAGCAUAUACAAAACAGAACCAGGAUCUACUGGAAAUGAGAAAAUUCUUGUGGCAACCAAAACUUUCUGGAAACUGCCAGGAGCAUCCUAAUUCCGUCCCUGUGCCAAUGCCCCAAGCACGUCCUUUGCAAAUUAUUAUGCAAAGCUUGAUUCGGCUUGCCAAGUGCGAAUGAUAACUAAAGCUUGUCUUUCAGACUCCCAUAUGUAUCACAGGGCAUAAUUUUCUAUAAGAAGCCUUUCGUGAGAGCAGGUUCGUGAAGAAUCACCAAACUAAAGAGGGCGACUGAUUUGUAUCUAUUGGUGGAAACAAUUUGAGUAUUUUAAUCAAAAUUUUGACAUCACCGCUUGCUAGUACACAA